AUGUGGGUGGUGCUGCGGCGUUCGGCCGUUCGGCCGAGCCAGAUUCUCCGGAAACCCACUCGCAGAAAGAGGAGGGAAAAAGGAGUGGAUUCCUCGGAACCUAGCAACCGCACCUCCCCCAAAACUCAGCAGCGACCCUCCGCCGUCGCGCGGCGCGCCGGCAAUGGAGGAUGCGGCGGUUCGCCCGUCCAAGCAGGCGAAAGCCGAAGGGGCCGACCUCAUCAGCCUCCUCCCCGACAGUAUUCUCUCCGAGGUCAUCACCCGCCUCCCAUCAAGGACGCCGCGCGCACCACCGCCCUCGCCCGCCGGUGGCGCCCCCUCUGGCGCGCCUCCCCGCUCAACCUCGACGACGCCCGCCUCCCCAGACGGUCCUGGGACUGCAUCUCCAAGAUCCUCGCCGAGCACCGCGGCCCCGGCCGCCGCCUCCGCCUCCGCCACCUCGACGGCCCCAACAGCAUCGCCGAUCUCGCGGAGUGGAUCAGGUCCCCCGCCCUCGACGGCCUCGAGGAGAUCCAUAUCUCUUACCGUUACGACCUCCUGCUGCCGCCGUGCGCCCUCCGCUUCGCGCCGACCCUCCGCGUCGCCAGCUUCGCCCGCUGCCGUUUCCCCGAGCACAUUUCCCCGACCCUCGCAUUCCCGCAUUUGACGCGGCUCGCCCUCACCGAGGUCGAGACCUCCGAGGACGCCCUCCACGCCCUGCUCGCCGCCUGUUCCGCGCUCAGGGUGCUCCAGCUGGAUUGGUGCGGCGGCUUCGACCGAGUGGUCAUCGACUCGCCGACUCUCCAGAGCUUCGGCAUUGUCGCGAACAGCUACGUGGGCGAGCUGGUCAUACAGUAUGCCCCUCGCCUGGAGAGAUUGAUUGCAUUUGAUAAUUUCGACAUCCAUGUCAUCACAGCGCCUAGACUGCAUAUGGUGUGCUUUCUGGAUAGCCACAAGACUACACUCCAUGUUGGAACCAUGGCUUCUCGGGGAAUUUCUGGUGGAAACUUGGCAAUGUCACUGCGCAGUGUGAAGAUUUUCAUUCUUGAUACUGUUGGUCCUGAUCUUGAUGCAGUUCUAAACUUCAUCAAAUACUUUCCUUGCUUGGAGAAGCUCGUCAUCACGUUAUACCUGGAAGUUGAUAUGAAAAAGAAAAAUGUACGCCAUCUCGACCCACAAGAUCGCAUUGAAUGUCUUGACCUCAGUCUCAAAGAAGUAGUGCUGAAGGGUUACGAGGGCAAGCGGUCGGAUCUAAACUUUGCCAAGUUCUUUGUUCUGAAUGCUAAGGUGCUUGAGUCAAUGGAACUCCGGGUUCAGGAUAACACAUUCACCAGGAGAUGGGAAACUAAUCAGUGUAGGCGGCUACAACUGGAUAGCAGGGCUUCUAGAAAUGCUCGGUUUGAGUUUGGAGAAGCUUAUCCGUUUACUACAUUUGCAUGCAGCAAGCAUGCUCAUGUUUUGACCAUGGCUGAUCCUGUUGGUACCUCUUGCGGAGUUUGUGGGCAUACUGAUUGAUGGUAUCUCCCUUUAUGUGUAAUUCGAACUUUUUCUGUAUGCAACUAUGUUAUUUAUCAUGUAGUACGACCAGCACUUGUUUUCAUUUUAGAACUGCAAAAGGCCCGAGGACAACCUCAUCAGGCUACUUUAAUUUAGCAAUUUACCCUUGGUUAUGAACUGCUUGUAUUUCUGGAAAUAGGUUGUUGGGUUUUGGAAAUUAUGGGUGAACUGUUCAGUUGAA
Messenger RNA from Aegilops tauschii subsp. strangulata, 1717 nucleotides. RefSeq lists its product as uncharacterized. The record is from RefSeq and is a predicted model, not a curated record. Lineage: Eukaryota; Viridiplantae; Streptophyta; Magnoliopsida; Poales; Poaceae.